Molecule: messenger RNA, 3828 nt
Organism: Bombina bombina (fire-bellied toad)
Lineage: Eukaryota; Metazoa; Chordata; Amphibia; Anura; Bombinatoridae
Gene: LRRC49
Product: leucine rich repeat containing 49
Exons: 17
Coding region: 92-2383 (763 amino acids)
Molecular function (GO): protein binding
Source: RefSeq, a predicted model, not a curated record
ACCAUCUUUAUAUUGUGUUAACUGACAGCCGGGAAAACGGAGACAGAGUAACACCCUGAGUACCGGGGCGUCCACAUCCUGAGCAGUACAAAUGCUGCCAGCCAAAUACAGAGGGCGGCUGUUGUCUAACGCUGUGAAUAACAGUGGACUUCAUUUGGUUUUGCAGACCUCACCUGUUCCUGAUCGAAAUAAACAGCUUGAUUUCAGGUUAAGUAAGGAACCAGCAACUCUUAACAACAGGAUUGUACACCAGGAUGCUGAAAAGAACAGUUCCUACAAACAAGAUGGGAGACUUUCAAGCUCUGUGUCUCGUAAUAAACAACAGUACAUUCCUUUAGCUACAAAUGUCACUGAGAUUUUUGGUUCUUCUCAAAAGUAUGGUCGAGAAUCAAUGUCAUUAGGGGCAUUUGGCGACCUUCCUAGUCAUUCAUCAGCAAAAUCCAGGUCCCGAUCAGCAUCCCAUUGCCCUAACUACAAUAAUAAUCAUGAAGAUGCUCAGCAAUUGAAAGAUCAUUGCAAUUUUAUCAGAGAUUUGUCAAAGACUGAGCAUCCCGUUUUGCGCCGUAGUCCAGAAGAAAAAGCAAACAACCCUGACAAGCUUAAUUUAGAAAAAUACAAUUUGACUGUUUGUCCUAUUCUUGAACAUGAAGAACAAUUACGACUGUUAUAUUUGCAGCACAAUUACAUAGCAAAGAUACAGAAUCUUUCAAGUCUGCAGCGUCUUAUAUUUUUAGAUUUGUACGAUAAUCAAAUUGAAGAGAUAAGUGGACUUUCUGCAUUAAGAUCCUUGCGUGUCCUUAUGUUGGGCAAGAACAGAAUACAGAAAAUUUCAAACUUAGAGAACCUUAAAAGUCUGGAUGUGUUGGAUCUACAUGGGAAUCAGAUAUCUAAAAUCGAGAAUAUCAACCACCUGGGGGAAUUAAGAGUAUUAAAUCUUGCUAGAAAUCUUAUAUGCCAAGUUGAAAACCUUAAUGGUCUGGAAUCAUUAAAGGAGCUCAAUCUUCGCCAUAACAAAAUCAGUUUUGUGAGAGAUGUGGAUACUUUGCCCAGCCUACAGCUACUGUAUCUCAGCUUUAACAACAUAUUGAGAGUUAAUAAUAUCCUGUGCCUUGCUGAUUCCACGUCCCUUUCAGAUGUCACGCUUGACGGUAAUCCUAUAGCUCAAGAGUCAUGGUACAGGCAAACCAUUCUCGGGCAUAUGCUGCAGCUACGACAGCUGGAUAUGAAGAGAAUUACGGAAGAAGAAAGACGUACUGCAUCUGUUCUGGCAAGAAAAGAGGAAGAGAGGAAGCGUGAAAGCCAUAAGCAAGCCUUACUUAAGGAGAAAAAACGAAUCGCAAUUAACAAUGCUGCAAGACAGUGGGACAUUCAGCAAAAUCGAGUGACAUCUGUCGUCACUUCAGAUCAAGAUUCCACAAGUUGUGAGAGUCCGUCUCAUAAACCAUGUCAUUUGAAUGGAACAAUAGCCGAUGAAUUUGCUGAUGAGAAAAGAUCACUCGACACUGUACUUAGCAAUGCAGUGCAAGGUCUUUCUGUCAUAGAUUCCCAUCUUGUGGAACUGGAGGGAGAUACCCUUUGUCUCUAUGGGUCAGGUGCUUUGGAAUCUUUGGACAGGGCCUGGAGUGUUCAAACAUCUGGAUCAAUCAGCGUCAUCUCUUUUACUUUUAUCAAUUUUGAUGAUAUUAUUCAAGUUCUUCCAAAAGUGAGACUAAAAUUUCCUAAUUUUAUGCACCUUAAACUUAAGGAGACCAAUCUAGUUACCUUGCAUCAGUUCAAUGCCUUGGCACAACUUCGCCGGCUCGAUCAGCUAACUGUGGAUCCUCAGGGAAAUUCUGUUGUUAACUUUACAUUGUGGAAGUAUUAUGUUCUCUUCAGACUUAGCAACUUCAACAUACAGAAAAUCAAUGAUACCGAGGUUACCCGAAAUGAUGUUGUCCUCUCUGAGAGACUCUUUGGAAUUCUUGCCUUCGUAGCAUCUUCUGAAUUGCCACACUACAGGCUCCUUACACUUCUUGGAGACUCUAGAAAAAAAGCAGUACAUAAUCUUAUAGAUGGAAAAUCCAAGAAGUAUCCUGCAACAACUGAGGAUAGUUUUGACAACAAAAAAUUAGGAGUAGAAACUCCAAGCCGCGCAGCAUUGACUUACAUUCCACAGGAUCUGCUCAAUGACAAGCUUGAGGAAAUCAAAGAGAAAAAGGCAUUCUGCCAUUCCUAUGUGCAGGGCCUUGUGAACGAAGCUGCUGACAUCAGUAUGAAAAAUGAAUCCCUGCAAAAGUUGUGGCCACAGAUGUUCAUUGAGCUUGUCCGAGACGCAGUGAUUGAAGUCCGAGAUAAAAACUCCUACAUGAAACAGUGCUUGCAAAGAAUAUCUGAACAAAAAUAGCAGAGCAAAGCUGUUGAUUAUUAUGCAUAGCUUGGCCAAGGUCUUCAUUAUGUGUCACAAAGAAAUUUCAGCGCAAUUUUGUUCUACAAAGAACAAACUCAGAUUUGCUGUAAAGAAGAAAACUUUGGCCAUUUCUGUUUUUGACUAAAAUUAUUUUUUUUCUCUCACCCUUCUUGAAAUAUAAAAGCAUGAAUUUGUAUGACCAGAUAGUAACACUAUAUUUUGAUCUUUUAUUUCCAACUGAUAUCAUUUUAAUUGACAAAAAAAACAAAAAAAAAAAACAAUGUUACUAAUUUUUCAGCUUUUUGUUGAUUCAGACUGUUGGAAGACAUUCAAUAUUCAAUGUACAGUAUUUAGCUUUUUUAAAUUUUGUUUUUAAAAAUGUAAUAAAUCCACUUUUUUACUCCCAGCUUGAAUAAUUUUGAAAUGUCCAUUUAUUGUAAAAACGUCUAAAGGCUUUAUAACAUAAAUAAUUAGUUCUGUGUACAUAAUUACAAACAAUUAGUAUGUUUUUAAAGUUCAACGUUUUUUGCAAUCUUUUUUUGUCUUGUACUAAUCUCAUUACAGAUGUGUCCCUGCCAUAGAUGACUAAUGUAUACUUCAAUUCACUUUGUAUUGUCUUAACUCUCAUCUAUUUCAUCUAACAUUUGACCCCAAACUACUGUUUCAGUUUACAUCACAUAAUGGAAAUAACAAUUUCUGUAUAUUACCUAAAUCUAGUCUGAUCACUACCAUUUGUUCAUGUACUAUAGAUCUUAAAUUAUUGUAUUUCAGCUACAGGCAAUUGCUACAUAUAUCUAAGGAAUUAAAUGCUCAAAUUAACUGUAAAAAUUGUAUCUUUUUGAUAUUUUGUAGCUUUGAAACCAAACCCAUCACCCAUAAUGUUGUACCUGGGAUCUUGCAGGUGGUUAAGGCCUGAUAAAAUUUUGUAGCACUUGAAAUUCUGCUGUAAAAAUGUUGUGGUCAAUGAUUUUGCCAUUGAUACAAAUCUGACGCUAAGGGUUUUAGAUUCAGAAUAAAACUAAAGUAUAUAAUAUAUAAAGUUUUAAGUCUAAAUCAAACUUGCAUUUAAUAUGGAACUAUAUUUACCCCAGGUGUCCCUCCUUCACACUAUGAAACGUCAGGAUCGCCCCUUAUUGAGAUAUUACUGUGUAUAUAUAUAUAUAUAUAUAUAUAUAUAUAUAUAUACAGUAAUAUGUCUUAUUCUAUAAAUAUUUGAGUAUUAUCCAUUUAUCUUGCAAAAGUAGAACGUUUUUCAGAAUACUACUCAAUUUAAAAAAUAAAUAAAUAAAAGUAUAAUUUAAAUUGCAUUUUAUAUUUUCCUACUUGGGUAUCCACAUUAAAAUGCUGCCAAGUAUGUGUGUGACAAAGGAAAUCUGUAUUAAAUCAACUAGAUUUGCAGUUCUUAUUUGACAAGUAAAAAAAUAAAAUUGAUGACUACCAUG